AAGAAUACAAGAAAAAGCAAAUAGAGAAAAGGUGAUAAACAUUUUGAAUUCUUGAAUCUUUCAGGAACAUAAAAUAAUAAAGAAAAGCAUUGCCACCCAUUAAAAGAGGGAAGGAGAGAAAAAGAAAGCUGAAACAAGAAACUCACAAGAAAAGAAGCAAGAAGAUAAAGAGAAAAGGGAGAUAGCCAUAGGGAAAGAGAGGGAGAGAUAUAUAAAGCUAGAGCUUAAAAUUUAGACCAAAGAAACAUGUACAGGUUUAGCAACACAGUCAUAGGUUUCUUGAAUCUUUUCACUCUCUUAGCAUCAAUACCAAUAAUUGGUGGAGGAUUAUGGAUGGCAAAGAGUAGCACUACUUGUGAAAGUUUCCUUCAAACUCCACUUCUAGUAGUGGGUUUUGUGGUGCUCAUAAUUUCAUUAGCUGGUUUCAUUGGAGCUUGCUUCCAUGUAGCAUGGGCACUUUGGGUUUACUUAGUAGUGAUGUUGUUCCUUAUUGCAACCUUAAUGGGUCUAACUAUUUUUGGGUUUGUCGUUACAAGCCAAGGUGGUGGUGUUGAUGUUCCUGGUAGGGUUUACAAAGAGUACAGACUUGAAGAUUAUUCUCCUUGGUUGAGAGAUAGGGUUAAGGAUCCUGACUAUUGGAGAACCAUCAGAAGCUGCAUAUUGGGUUCAAGGACUUGUGCCAAACUUGCUUCUUGGACUCCUCUUGAUUAUAUGGAAAAAGACAUGUCUCAUAUCCAGUCUGGAUGUUGCAAGCCACCAACAUCAUGUAAUUACAACAUGGCAACACUGGUGCCCCAAGACCCAGAUUGCUAUAGAUGGAAUAAUUCCCCAACUUUACUGUGCUAUGAGUGUGAUUCUUGCAAAGCUGGAGUUCUUGAAGAUGUGAGAAGGGAUUGGCACAAGCUUUCUGUCCUUAACAUAGUAAUGCUAGUGCUUCUAAUUGGAAUUUACUCAAUAGGAUGCUGUGCUUUCAGAAAUACAAGAAGGGCUGAAACUGAUUACCCUUAUGGUGAAAACAGGAUGACCAAAGUCAGACCCAGAUGGGAUUAUUAUUGGUGGAGAUGGUUACAUGACAAGAGAGAACAGCUUUACUAGAGCAUAACAAAGGCAGCCUUGUACUCAUGCUUAUGUUUUUUGGAUGUCUAAAGAUGGGACAGUUCAGUUGUUUCUUCAGUGUUUUAGUGGGCAUUUUGGAAGUUUCAAAGUCACCUUCUUUUGUGUUCUUCCUUUCUCUCUUUUUUUUUUUUUUUGACAGUCUUCUUGUUCUUGGUUUACUUUGCUUUUACCUUUCCUUUUGCUUUGUACAAAGAUGGAUUUCACUUUUAAUUUCCAAAGUUCAUAUCAUAAUAUCUUUCUCCUACAAGUUACUUAUUA
This is a messenger RNA of Ricinus communis (castor bean), 1374 nucleotides long. RefSeq names its product tetraspanin-6. The record is from RefSeq and is a predicted model, not a curated record. The transcript has 3 exons. Gene Ontology annotation, cellular component: plasmodesma; plasma membrane. Bases 247 to 1095 code for a protein of 282 amino acids. Gene Ontology annotation, biological process: auxin-activated signaling pathway. NCBI's taxonomy places the organism in Eukaryota, Viridiplantae, Streptophyta, Magnoliopsida, Malpighiales, Euphorbiaceae.